Molecule: messenger RNA, 1764 nt
Organism: Lolium rigidum
Lineage: Eukaryota; Viridiplantae; Streptophyta; Magnoliopsida; Poales; Poaceae
Product: tryptophan decarboxylase 2
Exons: 13
Coding region: 130-1626 (498 amino acids)
Biological process (GO): amino acid metabolic process
Molecular function (GO): pyridoxal phosphate binding; carboxy-lyase activity
Source: RefSeq, a predicted model, not a curated record
AAGCCCAACGGGUAAAGAGAAAAAAAAAUCCAUUCCCCUCAACUCCUCCCCUCGCGCCGCCACUCUCCGUCACCGUAUCCUCUUGCUCUCCUCCCCCUCUCCCUCCUGCCAUCGGACUGCAACCCUAUCAUGGACGGGAGUGGUACCGGCAAUGGCGGCGACGGCGGCUGGUCGAUGCGACCAAUGGACUCGGAGCAGCUUCGGGAGUGCGGGCACCGGAUGGUGGAUUUCAUCGCCGACUACUACAAAUCUAUCGAAACAUUUCCCGUCCUCAGCCAAGUUCAGCCAGGAUAUCUAAAGGAACUUCUUCCGGAUUCAGCUCCAAACCAACCUGAUACUUUGGAUGCCCUUUUUGAUGAUAUACGAGAGAAGAUAGUACCGGGAGUAACUCACUGGCAAAGUCCAAAUUAUUUUGCUUACUAUCCCUCAAAUAGCAGCACUGCUGGAUUCCUGGGGGAGAUGCUUAGUGCUGCCUUUAACAUCGUUGGCUUCAGUUGGAUAACCUCUCCUGCUGCUACCGAGCUUGAGGUUAUAGUCUUAGACUGGUUCGCAAAAAUGCUUAAGCUUCCAAGCCAGUUUCUGUCAUCUGCACUUGGUGGAGGAGUAAUCCAGGGUACUGCCAGUGAAGCAGUUCUUGUUGUACUAUUGGCUGCACGUGAUAGAACUUUAAAAAAGCAGGGGAAAAAAUCCCUUGAAAAAUUAGUGGUUUAUGCUUCUGAUCAGACACAUUCUGCUCUGCAGAAGGCAUGCCAGAUUGCAGGAAUUUUCCCUGAGAAUUUCAGAGUUGUGAAGGCUGACUGUAGUAAUAAUUAUGCUGUUGCACCUGAAGCAGUUAGCGAAGCCAUUUCUGUUGACUUGUCAUCUGGGUUGAUACCAUUCUUCAUCUGUGCAACAGUAGGCACAACAUCUUCAUCGGCCGUGGACCCCUUGCAUAAAAUAGGAACGAUAGCACAGGCCCACGACAUGUGGUUCCACAUUGAUGCUGCAUAUGCUGGAAGUGCAUGUAUAUGCCCAGAGUACAGACAUCACCUUGAUGGGGUAGAAGAAGCUGAUUCAUUCAAUAUGAAUGCACACAAAUGGUUUCUCACAAACUUUGAUUGUUCCUUGUUAUGGGUUAAGGACAAGAGUUAUCUCAUAGAAGCAUUAUCCACAAAUCCAGAGUUUCUUAAGAAUAAGGCUUCCCAAGCAAAUUCUGUUGUUGAUUUCAAGGACUGGCAAAUUCCACUUGGCCGUCGUUUUAGAUCACUCAAGCUAUGGAUGGUCUUGAGGCUUUAUGGCGUGGAAAGCCUGCAGGGCUAUAUCAGAAAGCACAUACAGCUGGCUAAACAUUUUGAACAACUUGUAUUAUCUGAUUCAAGAUUUGAGGUAGUAACUCCAAGGAACUUUUCCCUUGUUUGUUUCCGCCUUGUGCCCCCAACUUCCGAGGAUGACAAGGGCCGUAAACUUAACUACAGCCUAAUGGAUACCACUAAUUCAAGUGGAAAGAUCUUUAUAUCACAUACGGUUCUUUCUGGCAAAUUUGUCUUGAGAUUUGCAGUUGGAGCACCGCUGACCGAGGGGCAACAUGUAGAUGCCGCUUGGAAGCUUUUGCAAGAUGAGGCCACCAAGCUCUUAGGAAGUGCCUAGAUUAUAGAUGCAAGUUGCUUAUUAAUGAAGCUCCACCAUUCAUACCUAUUAUCCUGAUAAGCUUGAUAAGCUUGUUACAGCUGCUCAUUCAACUAUUUUUUUUAAAGAAGGCCCUGAUAAUAAUGGCGGUUUGUGGUC